Poecilia latipinna (sailfin molly) is the source of this 7465-nucleotide messenger RNA. Its product is annotated as ankyrin repeat and IBR domain-containing protein 1-like. The transcript has 21 exons. Gene Ontology annotation, molecular function: zinc ion binding; protein binding; ubiquitin-protein transferase activity. The coding region runs from base 954 to 4733 and encodes 1259 amino acids. Gene Ontology annotation, biological process: protein ubiquitination. The record is from RefSeq and is a predicted model, not a curated record. NCBI's taxonomy places the organism in Eukaryota, Metazoa, Chordata, Actinopteri, Cyprinodontiformes, Poeciliidae.
AAGAUUGGCAGUACUUCAAAAUAUUAAGAAAUAUUACUGGUAAAACUACACUGUAAUACACUGAGCCAAAGUAGAUAUCAUUCAAAAUGUUAAGAGUAAUUGUAACCAGUUGCUACAUCUGAUGGAAAAGGCUCUAUAAAAAGUUGGAUGAUUUAAUUUUAUGAAUGUAAGACUACUAUCAAUUAAACUUGAAUCAUAUUCUAUAAUUCAUCAAAAGGAUACACAAUUAAAUGAGAAGGUUUAAUUUUGUUUGUUUUUUGUUGCAAGUGUAAAUAAGUGAUUUUAUUAUUUAAUGGAUUACACCUCAGUACAGCAGAUGGCGCUAAUACACUGCGAUUAAAAUUUACAGACGAAGAAGACGACUUUGUUCUCUUUACUUUGUGAAAAUUGUUAAACAACUCCCUCAAUGUUUGGUAUAAAUGUUAAUCAACGCCGCAGUAAAAAUAGCUUUUGUCCUGUUCCCCUUAAAAUCUGGUGUAAUUUCGUCAGCGGUCUGUUUGCCUCUGUCAGUGGGCGGAACCCCAGAGCGAUACGUCAACAAUUGCGUCACUUGUGCUGGGGGGGCGGAGUGGAGAGCGUUCUCAGAACUGCGCCUGCGCACUGUAUCCGGUCUGUUCUGUGUUAGCAACAACAAAGUGAAGCUGGAGCAGAGUCCGUGUCGCCUCUACGCUGUCAGCAGCAUCUUCACUAUCGUCCUCCGCCGGGGUCCGCUGGCUGAGAGGAUGGUUGAGCGAAACGGGAGCCGGAGAAGUGAAUGACAUUUGUAAGACGAUGGCUGUUGAUGCCUGCCAGUUUCCAAACGUGGAAGGAGGACGCAGAACCAUGUUGCUUUAAAUUGUGACCUGCGGUGAACGGGGGAGGCAGAACAGGAGGAGGAGGAGGACUGAGGCGUAGGCAAGCAUUGAGUGAUCUGCCACGACUCCCAGUUGGUGGCCCACCGCAAGCGCGACGCAAUGGGCAACACGGCCACCAAGUUCCGCAAGGCGCUGGUGAGCGGCGACGAGGCGCUGGCCUGGCAGCUGUAUGAGGGCAACCCUCAGUUCAGGGACAGCCUGGACCCGAACGCAUCAUACGGAGAGCAGUACCAGCACAACACACCUCUGCACUACGUAUGCCGCCACGCCAUGACGCGGCUGCUCAGGUCGUUCCUGUUCAGCAAAGAGGGCAACCCAAACAAGCGCAACGUGCACAACGAGACAUGCCUCCACGUCCUGUGCCAAGGCCCGCAGAUCCUGCUGCUGCCAGAGGGAGCGCUCUCUCCACGGCUGGCCCGACCGCAGAGGGACGAGCAGCGCCGCGCAGACUGCCUCCAGAUGAUCCUGAGCUGGACCGGCGCCAGACUGGAAGGAGGCCAGUACGAGAAGGCCAACGUGAACGCCACCGACAACCACCACAGCACCUGCCUGCACUACGCCGCUGCUGCAGGCAUGAAGAGCUGCGUGGAGCUGCUGAUCCAGAGCGAGGCCGAUCUCUUUGUGGAGGACGAGGACAAGCUGACGCCUUGCGACCACGCCGAGCGGCACCACCACACCGACUUGGCACUCAGCUUGGAGUCGCAGAUGGUUUUCUCCUGCGCCUCGGCUCAGCAGUCAAACGGAGACGCACACGGCGAGAGCCGCCUGCCGCAAUAUAAGGAUCCUUACGAGGGACUGAAGAUUCAGGAUCUGCGCCGACUGAAGGACAUGCUGAUCGUAGAGACUGCGGACAUGCUGCAAGCUCCACUUUUCACGGCUGAAGCCCUGCUUCGAGCGCAUGAUUGGGACAGAGAAAAGCUUCUGGAAGCCUGGAUGUCUGACGCUGAAGGCUGCUGCCAGCGCUCUGGCGUCACCAUGCCCACCCCACCGCCCAGCGGCUACAACGCCUGGGACACCCUGCCGUCUCCCCGCACUCCAAGGACGCCGCGCUCACCCCUAACGCUCACCCUCACCUCCCCCACCGACAGCUGCCUGACACCAGGAGAGGAAGGCCUGGCUACGUGUGGCAUCUGUCUCUGCUCCAUCUCAGUCUUUGAAGACCCGAUCGACAUGUCCUGCGGUCAUGAGUUUUGCAGAUCCUGCUGGGAGGGGUUUCUCAACAUAAAGAUUCAGGAAGGCGAUGCUCACAACAUCUUCUGCCCUGCCUACGAGUGUUACCAGCUGGUUCCUGUGCAUGUGAUAGAGAGCGUGGUUUCUAGAGAGAUGGAUCAGCGGUACCUGCAGUUCGAUAUCAAGGCCUUCGUGGAAAACAACCCAUCCAUCCGCUGGUGUCCCGCGGCUCGCUGUGAGCGAGCGGUGAGGCUCACCAGACCGGGGCCCGGAGACAGCGACCCCCACAGCUUUCCCCUGCUGCCGUCCCCAGCUGUCGACUGUGGCAAGGGUCACCUGUUCUGCUGGGAAUGCCUCGGCGAGGCCCACGAGCCGUGUGAUUGUCAGAUGUGGAGGAACUGGCUCCAGAAAGUCACAGAGAUGAAGCCUGAGGAAUUGGCAGGAGUGAGCGAGGCGUACGAAGAUGCCGCUAACUGCCUGUGGUUGUUGACCAACUCCAAACCGUGUGCCAACUGCAAGUCGCCCAUUCAAAAGAAUGAGGGCUGCAACCACAUGCAAUGUGCCAAAUGUAAAUAUGAUUUCUGCUGGAUAUGCCUGGAGGAGUGGAAGAAGCACAGCUCGUCCACAGGAGGCUACUAUCGUUGCACUCGCUAUGAGGUCAUUCAGCAGCUAGAAGAGCAGUCCAAAGAGAUGACUGUGGAGGCAGAAAAGAAGCACAAAAGUUUCCAGGAGCUGGACCGUUUCAUGCACUACUACACUCGCUUCAAGAACCACGAACACAGUUACAAGUUGGAGCAGAAGCUGCUGAAAACGGCAAAAGAGAAGAUGGAGCAGCUGAGCAGAGCCUUCAUUAGCCGUGAGGGCACUCCUCCAGACACCCGUUUCAUUGAGGACGGCGUGACCGAGCUGCUGAAGACGCGCCGUGUGCUGAAGUGCUCUUACCCGUACGGCUUCUUUCUGCAGCAGGGCAGCACGCAGAAGGAGAUAUUUGAACUCAUGCAGACGGACCUGGAGAUGGUGGUGGAGGAUCUGGCUCAGAAGGUCAACCGGCCGUACCUCAGGACGCCGCGGCACAAAAUAAUCAGCGCGGCGCGGCUGGUGCAGCAGAAGCGGCAGGAGUUCCUGGCGUCCGUGGCCCGCGGCGUCGCUCCCAACGACUCUCCCGAUCCGCCCCGCAGGAAUUACCCUGGAGGAUCCUGGGACUGGGAGUACCUUGGCUUUGCAUCACCUGAGAUGGGAAGCCGUCACUCUGUACUGGGAGCAGGAGAUCACAGAGAGAGACAGUCGCAGGAUUAUGCUGACAUCCAGUACCGGCGCAGACACAGACCGCGACGCAGAGGAGACAUGCUGAGUCUGCACAACCUCAGAAGCAGCAGCAACACGCCGGAGACCAGCAGGAGGAGCGAUAACACAGAUCCAGCAGAGAGGACUGAAGGUCGCCGGAGAGCCCUGGGCUCCCUCGACGAAGACGACCCCAACAUCCUCCUCGCCAUCCAGCUGUCGCUCCAGGAGUCCCGGAGAGAGCAGGGCCCGGACGGCGGCGCGGAGAGGAGGCCGGGGACGGCGGGUGAUCUGGCCGACGUCGCUUUGCACUCCCUCAACAUGGAGGACCCUCCGGGAGCCCGUGGCCCCUCCUUCCCCGCUUCCCUGCUGGACCCCCCUCGUCCCCCCAACAGGACAGACUCCACCACGACUCAGCCGUCCGUGCUCAGCUCCCUGCCCCUGCCGCCCCCUCCUCCCACCCUCAGCGCCGAGCUGCUGGAGCUGGGAGACAGCCUUAUGAAGCUGGGGAACAUCACCACUCCUUACAUGGACCCGGAGCCGGUGUGCAGCCGCGCCACGCUCGCCGCUCCUUACAGCGACUGCGGCCACAGGCCGGACCAGAACACAUCGACUCCACACGACGGUCUGGAUCAGAUUGCCGUCACAGACCCCCAUCAUGACAGCAAAGAGCCGAGCUACUGCGGCUCCUAUUCGGCUGAGAGUGAACACACUGCCUCCUGUGUGCUGGAUUGCACUCAUAACCCCCCCCAUCCUGGCGUGUACAGCCGGGAUCCGGACGAAGUGGAGCGCUCCUACCUGCCGGGAAGCUCCUACACCGCCGAACAUCCCUCCACCUACGCUCUGGACCCGCCCCGGUCCGAGCCCCAGCCUCCUGUCCAGCUGUGCCUCCCGUCGCCGGAGCUGGAGGCGGAGCUGCUGCUUUCCCCGGUGAUUCCACCAGGGGGCCCUUUCACCCCCAGCGACCCCCAGAGCCUGCAGGCCCUGGACCCCACAGCCAGCGCUCAGCUGCUGGACAACAUCAUGGCCUGGUUCAACAACAACAUCAACCCCCAGAACAACCCCCAGAACCUGGCUCUCAUCCCGUCCCCGCCCACCACAGAAACGGACUCCUCCCCCGACACGCACGCCGGCGCCGAGAAGGACGGGACCGCCGCACCGGUCUGGCAGCCCCUGGAGGGCGCAGCCGGCGGCGGCCGCGAGGCCCCAAAGAGGCCCGACUCCUUGGAGCUGGAAAAUACAGACGUCAGAGAGGAGGGUGUGAGCGCAGGGUGUGUGUCGGACCUGUCGCUGGACGAAGAGCACACACACCCGCGGUCACAUGGCCAAGCUGACCCGGCGGCGGCGGAGAGCGAAGCGGACACCGUGCUGCAGCUGGAGGGCGGCGGGUCACCGGAGGAGUGGGAGGAGCAGGAACACUUGGUGUGACGGCGAGCAGAGAGGAAACCGAUCAGAGUGUUUGCCGGAUGUACCAUACUGUAUUUAAAGAUGAUGUCACACACAGGUUGGACAGUCCAAGUGCUUUCUGUCUGUUGCUCCAGAAACAGACAACCAAUUAUUCAUGAAAACAACAACAACAAAAGUUUCAGAUUAGGUGAAAGAAAAUCCGUUGAUAUCAGAACACAUGAACCAUGGUUUUUAUUUUUAUUAUUGCCAUUAUUUAUGCUCCAGCUUCUCAUAUUUAUUUCCUGAGUUUAGGGAUGAAGUGUUGGUGCUGCAAUCCAAACUUGCCUCAUGUUUUAACACUUGACUGACUGACUGACUGAUUAUAGAUGAUUGCUGUAAACCCGGAGCCCGAUGGGUGCGCUGUACAAUCAGAGGGGCUUACUUCAGAUUCCCGUGCCUGUUGUUGGUGCCAACACACUGAUCGCUCCUGCAUCGCUCUUAUGUUGUACUGUUGUGUUUCUGCUGCAGGGACGUUUAAAGUCGAAUCCCUUCUCACGGUGGACUGAUUUGCUCAAAGGCACUUCUCAGAUGAAAGAAUCAUUUCAGUGCAUCUGAAGAAUAGAGGCGUUUACAUAUACUCAUCAUGGAGGACUGGUCCUAUUUAUUUGGGGUUUUAAUUGAUUUAUUUAUUUAGUUUAUUUCACACUUUGGAAUAGUUAUGCAAGGGGCAAUAGUGUGUAUUUUCCAGGCACAUAAUGCCAUUUUAUAACCCAGUCAAGUAACUGUUACUUUCAGUUUUUAUCAAAAUGCUGCAUAUGUCAAACUUUGCAAUUUGGCACCUUGAAAUUGGGCCUCUGUCUCUUUAAGAAGCUCCAACACUUUCCAACACUCCCACCUUCAGCACGUCAUCACAACAAUGCUCCUCCUUAUGCCAUUUAAGGCCGUUUUUAGGAGCAUUGGACCAAGAAGUAGAUGAAUAAGUUAAGAGAUUUUCUCAACAGCAAUCAUGGUCAGAAUUAUACAUCCAGGCUCAAAUAUGUUAAUGCACCCCAAUAUUUAGUUAAAUGGUUUAGCUAAUGGUUUAGCUAGCUAAGUGAUUUAGCUAGCUAUAGCUGUGACAAUAGCAGCUGUCGAUGGCUUGAAAAAGCAUACAAAUGAAGUGCAGCCGUCUGUUCCAUAUGCAGCUAAAUAUGUGUGAAUAUUUGUUCAUAUUUGAGCCGAAGAAAAGACGUCUCCACCCGAACUUUGUUUUUAAAACUGAAUUUGUGCGCCAUGUUAUGAUUUUCAAAAAUGUGAAGAUUAAUUAUUGAAUCCCCAAAUUAAUAUGACAGCCGUAGAGCACCGUGGUGCGUCUGUGUAAACCUCUGAUCAAAGCUGCAUUUAACUCACUUUGGCUCGUAAUUUUUGUUUGCAAAACUCUAAAAUUUGCGUAAUUUCAAAGUAAAUCUCAGCUAUGACGCAUUCAGGCGAGUUGUUUUGAAAGGCAAGUUUCCAGCGAAUCAAAAUGUAAAACAAUAUAAUGUGAAAUGGUUAAAGACGUUUUUUGAGGGGAGUUUUUUUUUUUUUUUUUUUUUUUGCCGUCAUGUAAUUCUUAUAGGGGAAUAACACGCAUCGCCUUAUAUGCUGAUAUCUAACUUAAUUACGCUCAUUAUUUUAACUUUGAUGUUGAGGCUUGUAAAGAAAAGAAAUUCACACUACAGCAAAAGUCAUUAAAUGCAUUAUUUUCUUCUAACAUUUAAGAGGAAAAACACCUCAAGCGACUUAAUUUGCUAUGUUCUGCUUGAUUUAAGAGUUUUGCACAUAAUAGCGGAGACAAAGUUAUAGUUAAUGUACUGUAAAGCAGAUCAUAUCUACUCCACUGCUGUUGACUGGUAUAGUUUGAUGUAACUGGUAUAAUGAUGUAAAAGAUUUAUCCUUUAUGAAUUAAGACAGAGAUGAUCUUCUUUUCAAGAGUUAAGGCCAGAGUUUUAUUGGUCUGUGUGCCUUUUUAUCUUGUAUUUGUUUAUAUUUAUUAUAGUUUUCACUUUUUAGACCUGCAGAGCAAAGAUUUUAUUUAAAGAAAACGGAGGAAACGCCGCUUUAGAUACUCAUUUGUCCUAAAUGAGCCCCACGGUGACGAGGUUGAUUUUUAGGAGGGUUUUCACACUACAAAUGAGCAGCGGGUUUAUCUGAAUGUUCAGUUUGUUUCAUUAGCUCAGGCUAGAACAUUGCGUCAUUUUAUUCCCUGCUGUAAUGUUUACAGGAGAUUCAAACACUGCCCGCUGUGGUGAGAGACGCUUUGGUGCUUUAAUCAAACUUUCAUGGCUCGAGAUCCGAUGCAGCUGACGUGACAACCCCAAAUGAAACGGCUAACGUCGAUUGUCGCGACGUCGGAGGAACCGGUGCGAGGCGUAACGUUUCAGGUUACAGGUCGGUUUUCUCUUACAUCGUAGAGCAGUGGAAGCACUGAACCUGAAGUCUUCAUUUUACACCAGCACAGCUGGCAGGUGGAGUAGAAUGAUUAUUACUUUUGUUUUUUUUCUACAUGAGAAUAGGGUUGUUUGUGUUGAAUAAUUGUCCAGUGCCAUUUGGUGCCCCUCUCACUGUAUUCUUGAUUUAUUGCGCUGAACCAACAACUUCAUAAAUUAAGGGAAAAAGAAGAAAGAAACUGCACUCUUCAUUGAUUUUACUUGAUACAUUCCCGCCUGGUCUCAAGAAAGGUUUGAUGUGUGGCCAAAUCUACAAGUGAAAGUGUCAGUGCAGAGUUUACUCAAUAAAAAAGAACUGAAAAUGUG